Molecule: messenger RNA, 1387 nt
Organism: Aphanomyces invadans
Lineage: Eukaryota; Oomycota; Saprolegniomycetes; Saprolegniales; Verrucalvaceae
Exons: 9
Coding region: 78-983 (301 amino acids)
Source: RefSeq, a predicted model, not a curated record
CUGUGCAGCAUGUGCGUCCAACUGUGUGACCGACACGUCCAGGAGCGGCGCCGCGUCAUUGAUCUCGUGUGCCGGGAAUGGAUGCUUCGACGAUACCGCUUCUCACCGGCGGCGCCGCGACCACCGCCAAUUCCAAUCCAGGAAUCGUGGCAGGCCGAGUGCCGCCACCGGCCAGGCAACGGUGGAUACAAGCCACACAACACAUCCGAGCAAAGUUUCCCAAGCCAGGGAAUCGAUGGAAGGACCUUGUGACUGCGUUUCGAACGAGUCAACGAAGCUCGUGCAUCAUGCGGCCGCCCGCGAACCCUGACAAAGAGCUGGCUUCGUUUCACUUAAGCGACAUUGACGCAUUUCUUGGCCGUAUCAAACCUCCUUCGAUCGAGUACAUCGUGGUCGAGGUGCUUGUGCACAAGUGUCCCCUGCAUCCGUCGCAUUUGGGCCGAUGGGCGCAUUCUGCAGUCCGGUACACGAUGCCGAACGGGACGCAGAAACUGGUCAACAUUUGCAGGCCGGAGGAAGGACAUCAGCUGAUCGAGUUUUACGACGACCCGGAGGAUUAUCUUCUCGGUGUCCAAGGCAAGGGAGGCAUUUUCUCGCGCGACAUUUGCUCCAUUCGCAUCGAGGACGUCCAUCCCGACAGCAUGCGGGCGCUGGACCACCACUUUCAAGCGAUAUCGCACCGGUUUCGAGCGGACGGGACCGGUUGCUCGUUUGAGAUCACGGGCGGGUUCUGGGAAAAUGUGUUCCGCGAGGUGUUUCAUCUGCCGUCCAAGCCGAGCGGGAAUUGCGCGCGGUGGGUGUCCAAAGGCCUCGUGUAUGCGAACGUGCUCAAGCGGCAAAGCAUGUUUCCGAAAGCGAUUUGGGUCGAGAUGCUCGAAAACCAGUCGGCUGCCAACGCGGCCAACGUCAACGUUGUGUACUACCGGCGAAUCAAAGGAAAAGCCAAAGAGAAACCGCACCUGCGAACCGCUUUACAAGCGUGAAAGUGUGGCUUCUUUUUCCCACCGACUUGAUCCAGUCGUGGCUGUACUGGGACAUGGCCAAGUUUGCCAAUGUCAUCGUAGACAACAGGGACGACAUUGGUGCUGACACCCAAGCAGCGCGGUUGCAGGUCCAGUUGGUGCCGGGCCACGGGGCCCGAACGCCCCGUCCUGUGAUCUACCUCGUCCGGGUUGCGCACGCAUGCCUCGUGUGUGGGCUCGCGCUGGGGUAUGUUUUCUGUUGUCCUGGGGGCUACCCCCCGCAAGAGCCUCGCGUUCCGUUUGCAUACGAAGUUUGCCCGUCGACAUGGCCAGGCACGAUAGGGUAUCGGAUCACGUUAGCCAUCGUUGCGAUGGCGAUUUUGGAAUUUUGGUGGUACUAAUGCACGUGGAGAUUGUUGGAUCGA